AUGCUAAAUGAAUCUCAUUUUAUUUGUGAAAGCAAACUUUGGUCACAACGAGGAGAGGAUAAAUUUAAAGAAAUUCUUGCAAAGAUUGGUUUAACCCUCGCUGAAUGCCGCCAAAAUUUUGAAGUAAUCAAAAAAGAUCGCCGUUUGGAAAUUUUUAAAAUAAUAAAGGAAUAUUUAAAUAAAACUUUUGCUUCAUUCAAUACAAAUUUUGGAUUUAAUUCGACUUAUAAUGCUGUUGAUUUUGCUAGAAUUUUAACAAUUAGAUUAGAGUGGAAUCAGUCGGACAAGCCUGACAGUGAACUUAGCAGACGUUUCGAGUCAACAAACGAAAUUUUGAGGGAAUUUUUCAAGACGGGAGGACGUGAAUUACCCCCUCUAAAGCAUUCUGUAGAGCUCUACAAAAUGGCUUUAAAAAGUUUAAAUGAAUUGGUUAAGAGGUCAAUAGCUCAAAAACAUGUAGUUUUAAUGUCGAGGUUUUUCCUUCUUUCGCUUUCUGAUCAGUGUUCAAUGCUCGGUCUCCUCUCUUCAAGGCAUUUUCUCUUUUUAUUUUUUCAUUCGGUAUUGCGUGCUUAUGUGUCUACGAAUCCAACCUCUCGUGGAACCAAACCUUUCAUUCUUAUUUUUCCCUUGUUGGGUGAACAUUCAGGCUGGUAUUUGAUAUCCGGGUUAAUGCCUUUAGUCGAAAUAAUGGCUGAUACAAGUGGAAAAAGUGUAAUUGGAAGUGCAUUUAAACACGUCGCAAGAGAAGCAAAUAUAGAAAUUCGACAUACUUUUGAUUCAAAUGUUGUGAUGAUACGGGCAUUGGAUCGAUUUCGUUUCCUAAACAUUUUGGAAGCUCGAUUUGAAAAUAUGGCAGCACUUCCUGUUCGAGCUGACUGGCUUAAACUUUAUAAAGAAUUAUUGAGAGCUGGCAGAGAGUUUCCCCAGUACAGCUACAAACAUUUUGCCCGUCGUCGUGUCCGUGACUAUUUUGAACACUCGAGGACUGAGAAUUUAAGUGAAAGCAGAUUGGCCGAGAUGUACGAGGAAGGAAAGAAGUCGUUGUUGGCAAUUCGAAGACAAGCACUGAUUUCUACUCUCUAUCCUUAUAGGCCGUUGGCAGUUGAAAACAGAAAUAAAUAG
Molecule: messenger RNA, 1122 nt
Organism: Meloidogyne enterolobii
Lineage: Eukaryota; Metazoa; Nematoda; Chromadorea; Rhabditida; Meloidogynidae
Source: the annotation of a GenBank genome assembly